Messenger RNA from Exophiala bonariae, 2517 nucleotides. RefSeq lists its product as uncharacterized. The record is from RefSeq and is a predicted model, not a curated record. Bases 1 to 2517 code for a protein of 838 amino acids. Lineage: Eukaryota; Fungi; Ascomycota; Eurotiomycetes; Chaetothyriales; Herpotrichiellaceae. The transcript is spliced from 3 exons. Gene Ontology annotation, cellular component: nucleus; cytosol. Gene Ontology annotation, molecular function: cysteine-type deubiquitinase activity. Gene Ontology annotation, biological process: protein deubiquitination.
AUGCCACCGCCUCAACAAUAUCCUCAACAUCCACAACCAUUAAUCGUCUCGUCACAGCCUCAGCCCCAGCCCCAGCACCAGCACCAGCACCAGCAUCAGCAGCAGAUAUACCCUCAACCUUCGCCCCAUAUCUCUACCACCCACGCCCACAGACAACUCCCACAUCAUCAGCCUCCACCGUCUGCUUCUACUACCUCUACUACACUGGUCCAAACUCCUCCUUCGCCGCCUUUGAGUAUUACAAGCACACAAACCACUCAUACGAGAAAGGACUCGGCUUCACCUACCACCUCGGUUUCUCCCGCUCCUCCACACACACCCACUCAUCCUCAGGUUCAAACUCCGACAUUAGAGGAGCCACGAGAACCUUUUCAACCACCUGUUCCAUGGCUCUCUGUUGACAACGAGGCGUUUCCCCCUCGGGCAGCACCUCGCAAACGACGUGUACCUCGGUCACUCCUUGCGACCGAACCUGUAGUCUAUCCUUUGCCGGAAAUCUCUCACGAGCUGGGCGUUGCUGCUGAGUCGGAAUCACACGAUGUGGAGCUUGCCGUCGAGGACACCAAUCCCCCUAUGCUCAAUGACCAAACCACUACUCAAGCUUCAACACCCGUGCCUUCAGAUGUCCUCUCUGAGACCGCUUCAACACAACCAACAACUCCUUCAUCGGCUGCUCCUCCACCUGCCACAAAGUCAACACCUACCCAACCAAAAACUCGUCCUGUGGGUCCCAUCAUUCCUGCAGUCCCAAUUCUACCUCCCAGUCCCACUGCUGGCCGAAAGGCACAUCGGGACUCGGUGACUUCCCAGGUGUCCAAGUUAUCAGAAACGGCAAAAUCUGUGACCAAGGAAGAACAAGAAUCCUCCGCCUCAAUUGCUGGUGCGGCAGAGUCUUCUAUACCCUCUGAUUCGACUCCCAAACCCGCUUCAGCACCAGCCCCUCCCAAAUCAUGGGCCAACCUAUUCCGAUCCAAUGACUCCCAAUCUCCGUCAGUUGCUGCCUCUACUUCGAGCACUGCCGCAGAAUCCUCCAAGGUUGGGAGGAACGAGACGCUCUCUGAUGUUCUCAAUGAUAUGAACUCUUCCAUUGCUGCAACCCCAACUCGGGUCUCCUUUCUCAAACCACGUGGACUUGUCAAUACUGGUAACAUGUGCUACAUGAAUUCGGUCCUGCAAGUCCUUGUCUUCUCAUUGCCCUUUUAUGACUUCUUAUCGAAAGUUGCUCAACGUGCUCCACAUGCCUUUAAGAGCGACACACCCCUAAUUGACGCUAUCAUACUUUUUGUUCAAGAAUAUUCCGUGAUCUGCUCAGCGAACACUGUUGAUCAGCUACGUCUUCGGUUGAAGUCGGAGGAUUUUGAGACAUACGGUGAACCAUUUAUUCCAGAAUAUGUUUACGCAGCCAUCAAGGAUCUACCUCGAUUUCGAGAAAUGCGAAGAGGUCAUCAACAAGAUGCUCAAGAGUUUCUUGGAUUUUUGUUGGAAGAAUUGCACGAAGAAUGUGCUCGGACCAUGAGAUCAAGCGUCACGUCAAGCUCGGGUGGAACAACUCCUGCUGGAAGUGUCUCAAACUUCUCCGAACAAGUCGAAGGUGAAGGAGGCUGGCUGGAAGUUGGACAUAAACAGAAGGCAGCAAUUACUCGAUCAUCAGGCGCUAUUUCCACCGAGUCGCCCGUCACGAAUAUCUUUGGGGGUAAGCUCCGAUCGGAGCUCAAAGUGUCGGGUAACAAGCUGUCUGUCACUCUGGAACCUUAUUCUCCACUUCAACUUGACAUCGGAUCCCCUCAGGUUCACAACAUCAUUGAUGCCUUGAAAGGGCUCACCCGACCUGAAAGUAUGCAAGGCGACUUCUAUACUUCUCGAGGCCAGAAAGCUACUGCUACAAAACAAGUCUUCAUUGAGACACUACCUCCAGUGCUCAUCCUACAUCUAAAACGCUUCCAUUACGACAGUGCGACAAAACGAGCCGAGAAGAUCUGGAAAAAGGUCGGAUACCCACUCGAGCUCGAACUUCCUAAGGAAGUCUUCCCUUUGCAAACUAGGAACAAGUUCGUGGCACACGGUGGACUUCCGAAGUAUCGUUUGACUGGCGUGAUUUAUCAUCAUGGGAAGAAUGCCAAUGGCGGCCAUUACACUGUUGACAUUCGUCGACAGGAUGAUCGUGAAUGGAUUCGCAUUGACGAUACUCUAAUCAGACGUGUUCGAAGUGAGGACGUUGCUGAAGGAGGUAGUGAAGAAGACCCCAAGGUUCUUGCUGCCGCACUGGAACGACACAAAGAGACCGGUAACAGGUUUGAGCAGAUCGAUCAGGAUAACGAUGAAGAAGAAGGAACUUCUGAUAAAACUUGGAACCAGGUCAAUGGUCAUUCCCGUUCCAAGUCAACCAUGAGUGCCAUUGUCAAUGGCACUGCUACCCCAGCAAAGGAUUCAUCUGGGAAGCAAACACCCAACCCGAAAUUCUCCGUCAAAGACAACAAAGUCGCCUAUUUGUUGUUUUACCAGAAGAUAUCCAACUAA